CAGAUGAACCUUCCCAGUUCCCAGUACUACCCCUUCGGCCAUUCUUUAUCGCUCACUUUUAGGAAUUGAAAUUCCAAUUUGAUUUCAACUCCACCUCUCCUUUUCUCUCUACCUCUCCUGUCAUUGUUAUUGUACUAAGCAAAGCCAAAUCCAUACUUUAUUCCCUUCACCUGAACUCAAUCAAAUCCCAGGGGAUAUCAUGACACUUGUCUAUAAUGCGGCUGUGCCGUUAUCCAUGCGUACCGAGACAGGCCGGUGUGAAGCUGUAUGGAAGGAGAGCUGUAGCAAUUUCUCUUUAGCGUCAAGGAAUUCUGUUAAGAAAACAAGCUUUUUGUGCUCAGACAUCGUGAAAAGUGAACGUUCUCGUAGGCUUUGUACCAUUUUUGCUGCAAGUCCUCCUAUAGACGAUCCAGUGGUUGCUGCAGAGCCUCUCACUAAAGAGGACCUUGUGGGAUAUCUUAUGUCUGGAUGCAAACCUAAAGAGAACUGGAGAAUAGGCACAGAACAUGAGAAGUUUGGCUUUGAAAUUGGCACAUUACGCCCUAUGAAAUAUGAACAGAUAUCUGAGUUGCUCAAUGGUAUUGCUGAGAGAUUUGACUGGGAUAAAGAAAUGGAGGGUGACUAUAUAAUUGGACUUAAGCAGGGGAAGCAAAGCAUAUCACUAGAACCUGGUGGUCAAUUUGAACUUAGUGGUGCUCCUCUAGAAACAUUACAUCAGACUUGUGCUGAAGUCAAUUCGCAUCUAUACCAGGUCAAAGCUGUUGCAGAAGAAAUGGGAAUUGGAUUUCUAGGGAUUGGUUUCCAGCCCAAAUGGGGUCUCCUGGACAUCCCAGUAAUGCCCAAGGGUAGAUAUGAGAUUAUGAGGAACUACAUGCCUAAAGUUGGCUCACUUGGACUUGAUAUGAUGUUCAGGACAUGCACUGUCCAGGUGAACUUGGAUUUCAGUUCUGAAGCUGACAUGAUUAGAAAAUUCCGUGCUGGUCUUGCAUUACAACCUAUUGCAACUGCGCUAUUUGCUAAUUCUCCUUUCAAGGAAGGAAAGCCCAAUGGGUAUCUCAGUAUGAGAAGUCAUAUUUGGUCUGAUACGGAUAAGAAUCGUACUGGGAUGCUUCCCUUUGUAUUUGAUGACACUUUCGGGUUUGAGCAGUAUGUGGAUUAUGCUCUUGAUGUGCCAAUGUACUUUGUUUAUCGAAACAAGAAAUAUGUUGACUGCAGUGGGCUUUCCUUCCGGGACUUCAUGGAAGGGAAACUUUCAGUUCUUCCUGGUGAAUAUCCGACGCUGAAUGAUUGGGAGAAUCAUCUGACAACAAUAUUUCCCGAGGUAAGGCUAAAGAGGUAUUUGGAGAUGCGAGGUGCUGAUGGAGGACCAUGGAGGAGAUUGUGUGCAUUACCAGCAUUUUGGGUGGGUUUAUUAUAUGAUAAGGACUCAUUACAAAGUGUUCUAGACAUGACUUUUGAUUGGACCAAAGAGGAAAGAGACAUGCUAAGAAAUAAGGUACCAAAACUUGGUCUCAAGACUCCGUUCCGAGAUGGUUAUGUAAAACACAUUGCAGAGGAUGUUUUACAAUUGGCAAAGGAUGGUUUAGAAAGAAGGGGCUUCAAGGAGGUUGGCUUUUUAAAUGAAGUGGCCGAAGUGGUCAGAACAGGUGUGACCCCAGCUGAGAGGCUCUUGGAGAUGUACCAUGGAAAAUGGGGACAAAAUGUGGAUCCUGUUUUUGAGGAGCUUCUUUAUUAAGAACAUUAGAUCUCAUGGGCAAACCGCACAUAAUCAAUCGUCUAAUACUCCAACCCAAAUAUGAGUGUAAGAGAUUUUGUUCACUAAACAAGCGAGACGUCAAGCAGACUGAGACAGUUUUUUUCUCCAAUAAUUGAAUCAUCUAACUAGCUUGUUCAUCCUGUCUUCAUUACUCUAGAGAUUUGAAGGACUUGCCAUUGAUGUAAGAUCUUUGAUUGUCAGUUGGUUGUCUUUACUGUAAGUGUCUGGGCAUGAUUCUGAACAAUGUUGUAUGCUGACUUAACUCGGCCUCAGCUCGUUUACCCAAUUAAUAAUACAUACUUCUUUUCUAUACUAUGGUAUGCAGUGGUGGACCUAGGAUUAGUGAGAGC
Molecule: messenger RNA, 2106 nt
Organism: Amaranthus tricolor (Joseph's coat)
Lineage: Eukaryota; Viridiplantae; Streptophyta; Magnoliopsida; Caryophyllales; Amaranthaceae
Product: glutamate--cysteine ligase, chloroplastic
Exons: 17
Coding region: 200-1735 (511 amino acids)
Biological process (GO): modified amino acid biosynthetic process; glutathione biosynthetic process
Molecular function (GO): glutamate-cysteine ligase activity
Source: RefSeq, a predicted model, not a curated record